AUGAAGCUACAACUUGCCUAUCUUGCUGGCGUCAUUGCUCUCAGCAAUGCCUCUCCUUAUCCCACAUCAGUGAAAGCUCGUCAUUUUGAUGAGCCCGGUAGUCCAGAUAAACCCGAUCAAUCAUAUGGUUGUAACUGCACUGGUACAACUCCAGGCCCACUGCCAUCUUCCGCUCAAUACAUUUGCUAUGACUGGAGACUUGGGCCGAAAACACUUCCAAAAUAUCUUCCCCUAUCAAGCGAGCUUUCAUCAUAUGACAGAUUUGGUGGACUAACGCCCGGAGAAUUUCUCAAAAUCUGGUGGGAUCCCCAACUCAAUCCUCCACAUGGAAGUUUCAUAUAUCCCGGGGAUGUAACACCUGGGGACCAAGGCUUUUCGAUCGACAUAAAUGGGAAACCCAUCAGCGGGUUUGUAGAGCUGCCACCAAACACCUACUUAGACAGGUUUGGAAAAGAGACUGGUAUGUUUCUAUCCUCAGCCGACACGCCGUAUUCCCAACGAUCUCUACCUCCUUCGAAUCUCAACAAUCGACCAGAUGAUCCAGGGUUCCCUAACGACUAUCAUGUUUAUCGAACUACCCAAAAGCUGAUACUAAAUGCUGGACCUAUUGCUCCUUGGUUCGGUCAGCCAGGACUUGGAACGCAAUUUUAUUCGGGGCCUCGAACUAUCGCCGACUUGAUAGGCAACAAGACCUUAGAAAGGGUUGACCCUUCUGUUUUGAUAUCCAACAGACAGCAACAGAGUUGUGGUUACUAG
Messenger RNA from Botrytis porri, 756 nucleotides. RefSeq lists its product as uncharacterized. The transcript is spliced from 4 exons. The record is from RefSeq and is a predicted model, not a curated record. The coding region runs from base 1 to 756 and encodes 251 amino acids. Lineage: Eukaryota; Fungi; Ascomycota; Leotiomycetes; Helotiales; Sclerotiniaceae.